This is a messenger RNA of Brassica rapa (field mustard), 1808 nucleotides long. Its product is annotated as glucan endo-1,3-beta-glucosidase 6. The record is from RefSeq and is a predicted model, not a curated record. Gene Ontology annotation, molecular function: hydrolase activity, hydrolyzing O-glycosyl compounds. NCBI's taxonomy places the organism in Eukaryota, Viridiplantae, Streptophyta, Magnoliopsida, Brassicales, Brassicaceae. Gene Ontology annotation, biological process: carbohydrate metabolic process.
GUCUGUUUGCCAAAAACAGCGGUCAGUAGCGCAAGCGUGGUCGCUUUAAUACGCACUGGUGACUGGAGCAGACAGUACAGCUAAGCUCAAAGCUCAAAAAAGCUCAUAGUUCACAGCGUUGUCUACCUUUUUUCUGGUUUCACGAAGUCUCAGAUCGGAGACCUUCGAGAUGAGGUGGAGUUUUGUGGCGGUGGUAGUACUGACGGUGGCGGCGGUGGUUUGUCCCAAAGCAAGUUCGAUUGGAGCGAACUGGGGAACGCAGGCCUCCCACCCUCUUCCACCAGAUAUAGUGGUGAGGAUGCUGAGAGAGAAUGGUAUUCAGAAAGUAAAGCUCUUCGACGCUGAGUACGACACUCUCAGAGCUCUGGGCAAAUCAGGAAUCGAGGUUAUGGUCGGUAUCCCCAACGAGAUGCUAGCCUCUCUCGCCUCAAGCCUCAAAGCCGCUGAGAAAUGGGUUGCUAAAAAUGUUUCUACUCACAUCAAAACCGAUAACGUCAACAUCAGGUACGUGGCUGUUGGUAAUGAGCCUUUCCUGUCGACUUACAACGGGAGCUAUCUCACCACCACAUUCCCCGCGCUGAGAAACAUCCAAAUCGCGUUAAUAAGAGCCGGUCUUCAGAACCAAGUGAAAGUGACCUGUCCCCUAAACGCCGACGUCUACGAAAGCUCCAACACCUUCCCCUCCGGAGGCGACUUCAGAGCCAACAUCCGCGACCUCAUGAUCACAAUCGUCAAGUUCUUGAGCGACAACGGCGGCCCCUUCACCGUCAACAUCUACCCUUUCAUCAGUCUCUACAACGACGCCAACUUCCCAGUAGACUACGCCUUCUUCGACGGCAACUCGCAGCCGGUCAGCGACGGUGGAACAUUCUACUACAACAUGUUCGACGCAAACUACGACACUCUGGUCCACGCCCUCGAGAAGAACGGCUUCGGAAACAUGCCGAUCAUAGUCGGCGAGAUCGGUUGGCCUACGGAUGGGGACAAGAACGCUAACGUGGAGUUCGCUAAGAAGUUCAACCAAGGCUUCAUGGCCCACAUCUCAGGCGGGAAAGGCACUCCUAGAAGGCCUGGCCCAAUAGACGCCUACCUCUUCAGUCUCAUCGACGAGGACGCCAAAAGCGUUCAGCCUGGUUACUUCGAGCGUCACUGGGGGAUAUUCACGUUCGACGGGUUGCCAAAAUACGUGUUGAACUUGGGAACGACCAACACUGGAGCUUUGAUACAAGCCAAAGGUGUGAGGUAUCUGCAGAGGAAGUGGUGUGUGAUGAAGCCUAACGUGAGGCUGGACGAUCCUCAGGUGGCGCCUAGCGUGAGCUACGCGUGUAGCCUCGGGGAUUGCACUAGCCUCGGGGUUGGGACGUCGUGUGGGAAUCUGGAUGGGAAGGAGAAUAUAUCGUAUGCUUUUAACAGUUAUUAUCAGAUAAAUGACCAGCUGGAUAUGGCGUGUAAGUUUCCGAAUAUAUCGGAGGUGACUAAGACGGAUCCUUCGACGGGGACGUGCAGGUUUCCGAUUAUGAUAGAGCCUUAUUACGGUGCGGCUGUACAAGGACAAGUGUUCUUCUUCCCGCUGCUGGUGGCUGUAGCCAUUGCCAUGCUAUCUAUUUUUUGAUGGUUUCUUGUUGUGUUGUAGCAUUAUGUGUGAUGUGUUUUUUUUUCUUUUCUGUUCCUUUUCUUGGAUUCUAAUUUCUCUCUCCCAAGAACAAGUGAAAAUAGUGCUGUGUUCAGGGAACUAUUUGUUUGGUGUUUCGGACAUUUUGAUAUCUCUAAACUCAGAAUUAAGGGCCGGAUUAAAGGCACAAUCACUC